Messenger RNA from Periconia digitata, 3374 nucleotides. The record is from the annotation of a GenBank genome assembly. Lineage: Eukaryota; Fungi; Ascomycota; Dothideomycetes; Pleosporales; Periconiaceae.
AACGCGCUUGUGAAUGUCUGUCUAGGUACAAUGUACAAGGGGGAGUUGUUCAUGUGAGACUUUCGUCUACAACCUUCAUUCAUAACAACUCAACGCUUCUCAUAUCUCAUGUCCCUAUGAUUUUCUUUUCUAUGACCUUGGAGCCCCUACACAUGUAUGAUCAUGGAGUAUGGUAAUGAGGAUCAAGUCGAUUGGAGCGAUGGUUCUCCAGAACCCGCAAGGGCCAUAGGAAACGCCUUUCAACCGGUCGAUCAAGAUGCACAACCUAGCACAGCAUCCCUGCCAGCCAACAUAACGUUUGAACUAGAGUCUCCUGAGCAUCCCGAGCACUGGAAUCUUCCAUUCGGAGACGCUGUGCAUGAUGACUCAUCGAAUUCCUCCAGACUGCCUCGAUCUGGCGUUACCCGUUCACAGCGAGCUAGAAUCGGUGUUCAUCUCAAUCGCCGCCAGCCAACAAAAGAAGAUUGGUCACACUUCUCUAUGUAUCAAGCCAGCCAGAAGACAUACGAAGCGGUCUUCCUGAAGUCCUUCCUCAACCAUGCUUUGCAAUCUGAUCAUAUACAAGCAUGCUUUGACAACCGCCCUGACGACCUGGAGAACCUCGAACGAUACUUACAGUCUGUUAUGACCAAUGUAAACCAAAUCAUCACCAAGUCGGUGUGGAAUUCUCACUCUCGUAUGGUGAACAUGCUAGCCAACGAUGAAAAAGAGAACGCCUACUUCUGGGACUACCGGCGAUUCAACAAGAAGGCCAUCAGCAACUUCAGCCCCGAUAACCCAGUACUAGUAGUACACAAGCUGGAACAGUCAUGGCAUCAAGUAGAUCUCAAUCCACCCAUGGUCAGAUAUACGACGAAGGAUUACCCGAUCGGGAAAUAUGCGUCGCCCAUCGAAGAACUUGAUGAAGUUGCUGAAAAGCUCUUCAAACCUCGGAAUCUAGACGAGAAUCUGUCUGCUGGUCGCGCAGUCAAACCCCCGGCGAAGAAAAAUCCAAAUAGCGGCCAAAGAGCAGCAACUCAUCGGGAAGAGAGACUCGAAAUUCCUCGGAAUAAUUGGCUUUCGAAGUUCUCGGUUCCAUCGAAGGGCAAUACUGAAGUGAUCAACAAGCCCCAGGCGCCAUUAGAUCUGCAUCCAAUCCCAAAUACUGGGCAGAGUAGACGUGUGGUAGACCGAGUAGGUGAAAGGAAGGGCCGACACAUAGCUUCGAUCUAUGAGAAUGCACAUGAUGAAUCGAGUAUCCCAGAAAGCGCCAGGGAUAACCAUAGCAUUGUCUCACAGGAGAGAUCAGCUUCCAUAUCUGAAAAUAACAUCAUAUCCAUACGAGAGCUUGCUAGACUAGGUGUGUUCCCACAGAAAGUUGUCCGUAAACCGCGUCUCACAAUCGAUGUUGUUGUAGAACAGGCUGUUGCACAGGGCAUUGUAGAACCACCAACAGCGGAGGUUCGCAGGAUUGUCCAAAAAGCUGCACAGAUCGAAUAUUUUGAGCGUGCGAAGCUUGCUCUUUCACAACGAGCAAACAGUAACGCGAGACUAAACUUGACAGAAGCUUCAUCAACGAUUCCUGAAAAACGGCGCGAGUCAGAAUGGCAGGCAAACGGUGAAUCUCAGAGCGAAGAUUCUGAGCCUGACAUGAUACCCUGCCGAAAAAAGCGCAAGAUGGCAGCGGAUUCAGAGAGUACAAGUGGAUCAAAAACACUCGAGCAACAUCAACAUCUGCCACCAACUGCGUACUUCGAGCGAAAAUCUCUGAACGAGCAAUUUGCAUGGCUCUGUACCGCUAGCCACGCCAUGGGCUAUUACUAUAAUGCCGGCGAUAGAAAACACUGUCUGGGUUGCAAUACAAACCUGAAGUUUUUGCCUAGAGCACGACGAAUGGAUUUUUAUCUGCCAUCUCGGACUUACUACCACCAGUCGGUACCCGGAAAAAUCUGGACGCCAGGAGAGUCAAACAAAGAGAAGAAGAGUGCAGACAAUUUUCACAACGCUAUUGCUAAAACAGCGUUUUGGGCAGCUCGUUAUAGCGGCGCUAAUGAAGAGGAAGCAAGAAAAGCUGCCAUCGAAGCGGUCGAGGAGCAUCUUCGUCCAAAGCCAAAGUCGAAGCCAAAGCCUAAGCCCGUAGAGAAGCAAAAACCUCUCACGCGGCCGAAUCCUCAAGCUGCGGUAGAGGGACCCCACCCAAGCGGCUCCAAGACAUUGGAGCCUAGUCAACAACUACCCGAAGGUGCCUACUGGGAAGCAGCGAAAGAAGGGGAGCCUCACGCUUGGUUAUGUCAGGUCAACCACGCUUUCGGUCGUUACUAUCUUGCCGGAAACAAGAUGUGUUGCCCAGGAUGCGGCUCCAGUAAAAGUGGCCUGGGUAAACAUAGGGAAAUGGACUUCUAUCUCCCUCCCAACACUUACUCUUAUCAAGAUGCUCCUGGUUUGACUAAUUGGAAACCACGCAGACCAUACAAUUUCAAGAAGGGCACAGGGAAAAGGCUUCAUCAACAGCAGACUCACAAUCAGCUCUGCUCAACAAAGUAUUGGGAGGCGAUCGAUGGUGGCCAGGGACAUGAAGAUGCAAUGGCCUCUGCGCUUGAUCAGACAUUCAAUGAUGUUCUAGCUUCACUAGAAGUCGAUCGUGCCAAGCAGGGGUCUCGACCAAAAAAGCUGCAGCGUAGUGGGGGAAGGAUGCGUGCUCCGGAAACUCCAUCGAUUAUGCAUUCAACCUCAAUGACCGAGGAAGCCGCCGGCGACAAUGCUGAGGCAGUUGAAAUCAACGAGGGAUCCAUUUCUCCUGCUGGGUCGCACUCAGCGGGUGGCGCGGAAAAGUCUUUCGGGAAAGUGAGCGGUUCCAGCGUGGACGGAGUUCAUGGGAAGGAAGAUGUGCGCAGCUUCGAUCCACAGACUAUAGAUGCUGUGGUGAUAUCAUCAGAUGACGAUUCACUGAUAAUCAUCCACCUAGCUUUCAUUCGAUUUCCGACCAGAGCGGGCAAGAGAUCACGAGCGGAAAUUCGAGAGGCCUGUUUGUCUGACGCGAGAUCUCGUUCCCUAUCUAAUUGGGGGCCAUCCUCUUUUGAAUCGGUCCCCAUUCGGAAAUUUGCACCGGGGAUAUGUGCGGUGGUCAGUGCACGCUGUCUGUUGUGCCUCAGUAUACUUAUUAUAGACCUGUAGAUGCUGCAUCUUUGGACAUAUGUCACUCAAAACAAUCACAAAAAUCUGAUUCAAAAUGUAAUGGUACAGCUGAGCUUUCAUUGAAAUAUUUUCCUGCCAUCACGACUAUGACUUGUAACACUGAAAUCACAAUUUCCCGAGGUCGGCAAAGUAAGAUGGAGGCGCAGCAUCCGGAGAACGAAACCACCCAGUAAUCGAAUACCGAUAACGCAGCAACUUCC